Messenger RNA from Coccomyxa subellipsoidea C-169, 3911 nucleotides. RefSeq lists its product as hypothetical. The record is from RefSeq and is a predicted model, not a curated record. Bases 205 to 3618 code for a protein of 1137 amino acids. The transcript has 22 exons. NCBI's taxonomy places the organism in Eukaryota, Viridiplantae, Chlorophyta, Trebouxiophyceae, Coccomyxaceae.
GGUGCGUGUAUCGUCAUUGUUUUUCCACUUUUGUAAUGUUUACAGGGAGUUCCAUGCGUUGCGAAGUAUAACACUUGUUGCUCGGGCGUCGUGUGACCGGAUCUAGGACAUCUAAAAGACAGAUCCAGACUCAUUUCACAGCAUACCGAAAGGGAAAGGGCCCAUGUAUAUUUAGCCCAGUCGAAUUGCGUAUCUUGGGGGAGGAUGGACUUCCUAGUUGCAGCGGUAUCCCCUGCCCUCUUUCCAGCAUUGGAAAGAGCAUUGGAAGUAGCUUUCCUGACUGGAUUUGCUCAGUCAUGGAAGUUACAAGCCACACAGAGGGGUCAGCCCCCCAAAGGUCUCCCAAAUCUUACUCGGCGCCGGCAACCUGUGCGAAAGCUCACAAAUGGGGAGACCCUCCCGAAGGCGCCACCCAACGAUCCCCAACGCCAGGGGAACAUCUGGCACCGCUACGAGCAGCUCGAAAAUAUGACCAAGUCCCUGGCAGGCGUUAACCAGCAGAUGGUCAUGGAGAAAGCCAAACACCAGAGGGAGAAAAAGCGGUUGGAGGAGGCCCUGCUGGAGCUGGAGAGGGUGAAUGGGGCGCUUUUGAACGCAGCGCAGGACAGCGAGAGUGGCAAGGGGGAAGCUGCCGUAUAUUCGAUCUCAGCAGACUCCGCGCAGCUGCUGGGGGAGCUUCGCAGCCGCCCUCGCUCCUCCUACUGCCCUGUCAGCGGCCUUGAGCGCUCGGCUGUGCCCCUGCUGCCAAACCCGGCGCCAGAGACCUGCACCCUGCAGAGCAAGGAUCAGGGGAAGGAUGCGGUGGAGCAUGCAGAGGCAGUGGCUCGGCUGCAGGGGCAGCUGGCGUCCACCCAGGAGAAGGCCAAGAAGGCCGACGAAGAGGCUGCCCACCUCAGGGCAGCCAUCAAGCAGAUGCAGGACGACCUGUACUCGGCGACUGCCCAGCUGCAGACCAAGGUGGAUGCACUCCAGGAGGAGAACACUCAGCUAGAAGACAAGGUGAAGGAGCUACAGCCUGCAGACAUGGUGAUCUCUCUGGAGCGGCAGGUGCACGCACUGUCAGCAGAGAAUGAGGAGCUGCGAGAGGGGAAGCUGCGAGGCAAGAGCCAGGCACAGGCGGACGACAUGGAGGCAGCUAAGAAGCAGCUCCAGGACAAGAUCGUGGAGCUUGACGCACAGCUGCAGGACAUGAAGGAGAACAGCGCAGAGCAGGCGACGGCGCUCGCGCGUGCCCGGUCGGCCGCGGCUGCCGCAGCACCGGAGGCGGCGUUGGUGCGCAGCCUGGGAGAGCAGAACCGGGAACUGACCGCGCGCGUCGCUGAGCUGGACGCUGCCCAGGGGGCUGCCCGGCCGGGCAGCGCCGGGCGCCGGGCCGCUGAUGAGCGCGGGAGGGAACUCGAGGAGGCGCACGCAGCCGCCGUUGCCGAGAACGCCCGGCUGCAGGCGAAGAUCAUGCGACUGAGCGGUACGGCUCCGGCAGUGGCGGCUGCCGGCGAAUUGCUGGAGCAGUUGAAGGCGGAAAAUGCCACUCUACAAAGCGACAAUGACCGCCUGCUGUCCUACGUGGACACCCUUACCUCCACUGCAAGUGGCGGCCUCAAUUCUGGGACUCCCCGGGGCCACCGCAAGCUGCUAGAAAAUUUCGUGCAGCUGAAGAGUGACAACAAGCUACUGGCAGAGGAAAAUGCGCGGCUGGAGGCUGAGCUGGUCAUCGUGCAGCAUGCGCGCGGCGGCAUCACUACAGUGCCCGUGCCAGUGCGCGUGGAGAAUGGAGAGGCGGUGGACCGGGAGCUUUGGGUGUUGUUGGAGGAGUUGCAAGAGCGCAAUCAGGCGCUGGCAACCGAGAACACUGCUCUGCGCGCGCGGCCGCCCACCGGCUCCUGGGCGCCGUCAGAAGUUGACCUGGCGUCGGAGAACGAGCGGCUGCAUCGGCAGCUCAGCGCGGUGAUGGAGAUGCGAGCCGCUGAGAUCAAUGAUGACAAUCUGCGGCUCGUCAGCCAUCUCACAGAGGACAGUGGGAAAUUGGAGCAGGAGAACGCGCGGCUGUCGGCCUGCCUCGCGGCUGCAGCCAAGGGCGCAGACCAGAGCGCUCUGCAGGAUCUACUUACCAACAUGGAUCGCCUACGCAGUGGGAAGUCACAGAUGGCAGCCGAGAACGCUGAGUUGGCGAAGAAGAACACUCGUCUCAUCGAGGAGAGUGAGGGCAUGAUUGCGCGCAUGAGCGGCAAUGGGACAGAGGCUGUGCAGGAAGCCUCCAGGAAGACUCGCAGAGCCCUGUUCAGCUUCCGAAGGACUCCCAGCAGGACCGUGCUGCCGGUGCCGCUAUCUGAAGGCGAGGAGUGGCAGGCCGGUGACUCACCACACUCCCAGACGUCCUCCCGCAGCAAUACAGGUCUUCUAGGGACGCCCAAGGGGGGCAGCUUGGGCAGCGAGGCGGAUCUCUUGGCCUCCGAAAAUGGCCGCCUCGCCUCGGAGAAUGCGCGCCUCGUGGCAGAUAACAAGCGCCUCGCCGAGCAGGCAAGCACUGUGGCGGACUUGACCAACACGAAUGCCCACCUGACCGCUGAGAACGCGCGUCUGAAUGACCGGAUGGCGAAGCUGGUCAAGGACUUGACCGUGGAGAACAAGCAAUUGUUGGAGGAGAACCAGCGACUGAACCAGACGGUCAAGAAGGUGUUGGAAGGAAAUGCCGAGCUUACUAGCCGGCUCAUUGACGUGGCGCUUACGUCAUCCCACAACGACGUUUUUGAUGCUGCGUUCGGGGCAGAGGGCACUCCCCACGCCGGCCCCCUGGCGCGCCUGCCACUGGGCCACUGGAGCCAGGAGGAGGUGCAGCGGCGGCAUAGGGAGGCCACCGAAGAGCUGCUGGCGGUGGGCAGGCGGCAAGCCAUGCGCGCACAGCAGCGGGUGGAGCUCAGCCGCCGCGCCAGCACAGAGCUGGAGGCUUAUGAGAGCGCGAAGAAGAGCGCAGAGAAUGCGUACAGCAAGAGCAAAGCGCUCGCGCUGCAGCGGCUGCACUCGCGCAACAGCCAGGCUGCACAGAGCGCGGGGGGCGCGCCCCCCGCUGCCCGGCCUGCCCAAGCCGGGCAGCCUGCGCCGCCGACCACCCCCGAGCCCGCUGACCGUAGCGCUGCCGUCGAGGACGGGCCGUUUGACGAGGCAAUCCGGCGGCGGCGCGAGGCGGAGCUGAGCCGAGCUCAGCUGCAACAAAAAAUUGAAGCUUUCAAGCGGCGCCGCAGCCGUGAGGGGGAUGUUGAGGUGCAGCACUCUGUGGCCCUGGGGAGUAACGCUGCUAGCGAGGCAGCCACCGCCCGGGCGCGCGCCGAGGCCGCGCACCGCCGAGAGAUACAGCGCAAGGACGCUGAGGACCGGGUGAGGGCGGCCUACUUCCGCUACGCAGGCAAUCACGACGUCGCGGCCUUCAUGAGAGCCUUGGGCUUUGAGAUGCCGGCACAGUUUUUCUUGAAGAAGGACCUGAGCCCCUCUGAGGUGGCACGCAUCGCCAUGCAAGUGCUGUCUUCCAAGAAACAGAGGAAUGGGACACCCGAGCAGCAACUGCUACUAGAGGCUACUCUGCUCAAGUUGCAGCAGUGGACUUUAGAUGUGCCGCACACAUGAGCUGAGACUCUUAGGUCUGCUCUUUCUCCAUGUGCGGCUUUCCGCUUAUGGCUUUUGAAAGCUCCAUGAUUCACAAUGGUUGGCAUAUGCAUGGCAUGCGUUGGCAGGGUAGAGGCAAUCGAUGCUACUGGCAGACCGUGUGUAAGAUUCAGUCGGGAUGCUCUACACUGCUAUAAUGCAUACUGCGCAGUCUGAGACUGGCAGUGCCACUGUGCCCUCCUAGGUAGCAAUAGCCUGGUCAGUGUGCGGGAGUCUUUUGCAAGGACUCUAGGACGUAAUGUCACCUUUUCCCU